AUGUCACAGUAUAGACGAAGACUUGCAGAUGAAGAAAUUUUGGAUGUUCUGUUCAAUGAUUCGGGUCCUGAAGGAGAACUUAGUGACUAUUCUGAAGAUGACAGAGAUACUACAGUAAUUCACAUGUGCCUGGUAAAGAAGUCAUCCAUAGCAGAUUACUGGUCCGCAGCUCCCAUUCUUCACUCCACAUUUGCAGCUAAACUGAUGUCCCGAGAUCGUUUCAAGUCAAUUUUGGCAAUGCUGCAUAUAAAUAAUAAUGAUACAUACAUACAACGUGGACAGCCAAAUUUUGAUCCUUUACAUAAAAUCAGGCCAUAUUUUGAUUAUCUUGUGCAGAGCUUCAGAGACUCGCUAGUGCCAAGUGAGAAUUUGACCACAGACGAAGGAAUGUGUGCCUUUAGAGGCAGGAUACAUUUUAGAGUCUACAUUAAGAACAAACCAGAGAAGUAUGGCACCAAACUGUCCUCUGUGUGUGACUCAAACAUUGGUUAUGUUCUAAAUAUGGAGAUUUACACAGGCAAAGGUGAUGCCUUCACAAUUAUUCCAUUGUUUGAACGUCUACUUUCACCCUAUUUAUCUAAAGGUCACACUGUUUACAUGGACCGGUUUUAUACUAGCCCUAAAGUUAUUGACUUCUUAUGGAGCAAAGACACUUUAGGUGUUGGCACUGUUAUGCUAAACAGAAAAGAAAUGCCUAAGAGUUUGAAAAAAGUUGUACUGAAGAAAGGUGAAAUGACAUUCAGACAUAGACCACAUAUGAUGGCUUGUAAGUGGAAAGACACCUGGGAUGUGGCAGUGUUGUCUUCAAAACAUGGUGCAACAAGAUCUGACGUAACUGUCAGGGCUAAAGGGGGCCAUAUAAAAAAAUUCAAGCCUGAUGCAGUCCUUGAUUAUAAUAUGAACAAGACAGGUGUUGAUCGAAGGGAUCAACUUGUUGCUUACUAUCCCUUCAAAAAGAAAAUUAUUGUUGUGUCAUCUACAUAUGUAGUAAUGUGGAACAUGAUGUGGCAAAUUGAUGAUUGCAAUUAUGAAAAAGAAUUGUCCGAGAACUGA
Messenger RNA from Schistocerca americana (American grasshopper), 1053 nucleotides. Its product is annotated as piggyBac transposable element-derived protein 4-like. Bases 1 to 1053 code for a protein of 350 amino acids. The transcript has 3 exons. The record is from RefSeq and is a predicted model, not a curated record. NCBI's taxonomy places the organism in Eukaryota, Metazoa, Arthropoda, Insecta, Orthoptera, Acrididae.